CAAGAGGAUGGCAUUACGGUGAUGGGUUUUGCCAAACAGCUUGUGCCCAAGACGGUCGUUGAUCUUUUGCAUUAUUAUUAUACAGUUGCGCAGGUUACUCGUAUGAAAACUGUUCAGUAAACAGAUAGCUGGGGUUAGCACUGCUACAAGGCUUAGCUUCCAAACAGUUGGCUAGUUGACCAUCUAAUCCCUUUCCGCCUCAUGAAAAUAGCAUUCCUUUCCUCGAACAUCUCCAAAUAGAGGACAGGAGUCAAUAAACCAUAAAUACCGUGGGAUACUCUUAGCAGGUUGCGUAUGCUGUCGAAAGAAUAUACACUGCAUGGUCGAUUUAGAAGGGAAGUAGUGGAAUGUGGCCUGUACUGUAAAUAUUAAUGGGCACUCAAAUCCCCUUUAGCUGCACUGCUUGCUAGCUCUCGAGCUAGCCCCAAGUGCCUUGCCACCUCGCCGACUCAAGAAUAUCCGCCGUGAAAUAUUUUUUGAAAAUAGACAGUGGCACAUGACGCCCUGACAGUGGGUAUUUGUUAGACGUGUUGGUUCGCACAGACGUUUUGGCUUAUUAACUGUAGACUGGCAGUCAAUGUAACUUUGACAGCUGAGAAGGUGCAUUGCAAGUUACAGUGUUGUUAGCUGGCAGGUUAGCAACUCGAAUAAAUAACAUUAUCGUUAGUACGAUAACUGUGCUUGGGUUGGCUGUGUGCCAAUGUCACAUAGGUGUCUGUUCAAUGUGUAGUCUGACAAGGAAUUGGGAAAUUAUGGGAACAUACUUCUUUCUGGUAUGUGCAAACCAGUGACCGCUCGCUAGCUCAAUGACAGCCAAGUUGAACGCCAUAGCUCUUGUCCCUUCAGUGGUCCCCAGGUCGCACAGGUAGCUCGAGGAGGAAGUAGAGCUAGUAGCCCGGGUCCUACGAUGGUUUAUCAAAAUGUCCUCAUAACAGUGAAGUACAUUCACCGACCUUGUGUGUAUUCAGCUGGACUCAUGGUGUUUUUUGAAUCAAUAGCCGACUUUUUCCUAAUGGAUGUGCUCAAUUAAUAAACAGAAUAGUUAAUGACGGAGAGGUCAUGUAUGAACAGGUUUUGCUGUCGUUAGAGUAGUUGCUAGAGUUUUUUAUUUUUUUCAUUUUUUAGCAUAAAUAAAGCAGAUGUGUUCUGUGCAUGUGGGUUUCUGUCUGGUGUAACGGUGUGUUUGCUAAUUCUGCAAAGCAAAAUGCAUAGGCCUACACUCAGUCCAGUUUAUCCAACAUUAGCCUAAUUAUGUUCUUCUUAAUAACAUAUAAUCUUGAAUGAUAAGCAGACAUAACUUGGGUGAUUUCAGCUUGAGUUGAACUUGAACUUCAAACAUGUUUCUGGUUUGUUUUAGGAUACUAAACUGCACCAUGUUCAUGAACUUGCGGGAGAGUAUUUUCCCAUAAAUACAAUCCUAAAUAGAGAAAAUGUCACACAGAAUGGCUGUUGUUUUGGAAACAUCACUGGCAACUGCCACAAAUCACAUUGUGUAAUUCUGAAAGAAGUAGGUCUCUGUGAAGGCUGUGGCUGGAUAGGGGAACAUUUUUAUAAUCCCACAAAAAUAAAAAUGUCCUUCAUUCGUGAUUCAGCUGACAACAGAGUGACCGUAGCCAAUAGUUUUAAAGCAUGGAGAUAGUCAAGGCAGGUUUUUUUUUAUUGCACAUUUCAACACAACAUGGUUGACUCCAAAGUGCUUCACAACAUGGAAUGGUGAGUGAUGGGAGCCUCACCCACAUUCGCUUCAGUGGCCCAUACUCUGGGAGGUACUUGGAGCCAAAAGUGAAAUGCCCCUUUAACCCCCUUUGCAUUUUGCAGAUUAUAAUCAUUCUCAUUUCUGUAAAAUUUCCACCUUAAUAAUAUGCGUGUAGGGAUGCACCAAUACCACUUUUUUGAAAACCGAUACAAGUACGAGUACAUUAAUGUGUGUACUUGCAGAUACCGAGUACCGAUAUCGAUACCUUUUACCACCAAAAUACAAUUAAAAUAAAUGCAUGGCCUUGUUUUUUUCCACCUUUGAUGUUUGUAUAGUCCAUUUCCAUGUAGAUUUGUUAGUAAAUGUAUGAGGUGGCACUUUUUUCCCAUGCUGCUUUCAAGUCCACAAAACGUGACAAGAUUUUGCAUUGUUUUGUGUAAUAGCAGUAUCGUUCCUGGUAUCGGCAAGUGCUUGACAAGUACGAGUACGAGUAUAAUGAGCAGUAUUGGGUGCCAAUACCGAUACCAGUAUCGGUAUCGGUGCAUCCCUAUAUGCGUGUAUGUGAGUGAGCUUAAGGGUAAGUUAGGUCCUAGACUAACACUCACAGGGUGAGGAAAAAGUUCCAGAAAAGAUGCAGUUUUUCAAAGAGCACGAUAAGGAAAUAAGUGCAGAGCUAAUGAUCACAAUUCUGCCCCCCUGGUUUGCAUUACAGAGGUAUCAUUGAGCAACUCCAGACCAAUGCUCCUCCUGAGUCAUAACUUCAACAUGCAGCAUGUGAGUGAAUAUGUCUAAAGCAGGUCUUGUUCUGUGUGUCAGGUUUUAGGUGAGGGCUCUUUCCUGCUGCAACCCUGCUCCAGUGGAUGACGUUGUCUCUUAGCUGAAGCCACUCACCACUCCCGGCCUCCCUAACCCCCACCCCACCCAACCCAAUCUGCACUUGGCCAUUUCAACCAUGUCGUCGUCCUCCUGCUCCUCCUCGGGGGAGACCAGCCCAGAGGAUGCACCACGUGGAGGGGGCACCAUUCGCGUCUACCUCCCAAACAAGCAGCGCACUGUGGUGACUGUGCGGCCGGGCCAGACAGUCCAUGACAGUCUCGACAAGGCCCUGAAAGUGCGUGGCCUCACGCAGGAGUGCUGCGCUGUGUUCCGCCUCUUGGAAGGCCGCAAAAGGCUGACGGAAUGGAACACUGAUAUCACCCCAUUGGUUGGGGAAGAGCUGCUAGUGGAGGUUCUCGAUGAUGUGCCAGUCGCUAUGCACAACUACGUCCGGAAAACCUUCUUUAAGUUAGCGUAUUGCGACUUCUGUCACAAGUUUCUGUUUAACGGAUUCAGAUGUCAGACAUGUGGCUAUAAGUUUCAUCAACACUGCAGCAGCAAAGUGCCCACGGUGUGUGUCGACAUGGACACCAUGACGAAACGGUUAGGUCCUCAAAGCUACCCAGACAAUAAUGACACAGAUGAAUGCCCACCUCGGAUACCUAUACUAAUGAUUCCAGACCACUCCUUAUCACAGAACGAUUUCGCCUUAACCCCCGAUCCCACCGGGCAGAGCCUCCUGUCCCCCACCUCGGCCUUCCUGUUUCCCAUGCCGGGGCCAGACGGCCAGUCCCUGCAGAGGCACCGCUCCACCUCCACGCCCAACGUCCACAUGGUCAGCACGGGGCCCGCCGGCGCCAUCAGCAUCAUAGAGGAUGCACUAAAACUCAACAGCACUAUGGGACCUGAGACCUCCCCCAAGCUCUCCACCAGCCCCCCUACUAUUGGCUCGCCUCGUCGGCCCCCCAAGUCACCCUCGGAGCACAAAGAGCGCAAACAGUCCUCAUCCGACGACAAAAAGAAAGUGCACCGUGAUCGCGGCGGCUACCGGGACUCCAGUUACUACUGGGAGGUGCAGUCUCGUGAGGUGCACAUGCUGAAGAGGAUUGGCGCGGGCUCCUUCGGGACGGUCUACAAGGGCAAGUGGCACGGGGACGUGGCCAUCAAGAUCCUCAAGGUGACGCAGCCCACGCCCGAGCAGCUGCAGGCCUUCAAGAACGAGAUGCAGGUGCUACGGAAGACGCGUCAUGUCAACAUCCUGCUGUUCAUGGGCUUCAUGACCAAGCCCAACUUUGCCAUCAUCACGCAGUGGUGCGAGGGCAGCAGUCUGUACCGCCACCUCCACGUCCUGGAGACCAAGUUCGAGACCAUGCGCCGCAUCGACGUGGCACGCCAGACAGCACAGGGCAUGGAUUAUCUACAUGCCAAGAAUAUAAUUCAUCGGGACCUGAAAUCAAACAACAUCUUUUUGCACGAAGGCUGGACGGUUAAGAUCGGCGACUUUGGUCUGGCCACGGUGAAGUCCCGCUGGAGCGGUUCUCAGCAGGUGGAGCAGCCUAGCGGAUCUAUUCUGUGGAUGGCUCCAGAGGUGAUCAGGAUGCAGGACGCCAACCCCUACACCUUCCAGUCAGAUGUCUAUGGGUACGGCGUGGUCCUCUACGAGCUCAUGUCAGGCACUCUGCCAUACUCCAACAUCAACAACCGGGAUCAGAUCCUCUUCAUGGUAGGCCGAGGAUACUUGUCACCCGACCUGAGCAAACUGUUCUGCAACUGCCCCAAGUCCAUGAAGAGGCUCAUCGUGGACUGCUUGAAGUUCAAGAGGGACGAGAGGCCCCUAUUCCCACAGAUCCUGGUGGGCAUCGAGCAGGUUCAGGACCUGCUGCCAAAAAUUGAGAGGAGUGCCUCGGAGCCCUCCCUGCACCGCGCCGUGCAUGCCGAGGACCUCAACCCGCUGCUCUUCAACACCACCAAACUGCUGCCCCUGUGAUGUGAUAAGGGGGGUGCCACCACGGCCCAGGGCACAGCUUGGGCACCCGGGGGGAUGGAGACAAGGCGAGAGAGAGAGAGAGAGAGAGAGAGAGAGUCAUAGAGAAAUGACGAAGGACAGAGAGAGAGAGACAUGGAGAGUGAUGGAAGAGGAACAGAAGGAAAGAAAGGAAAAAGGAGAACACUUCCCCUGCCUUUCUUCCAGAUGGAGGAAUGCUUUUGCUUCAGAUUCCUGUUUGUUAAGGCAUCGCCGGGGUGUUGGCCUGAAGAAACACACGCAAACACACACACACACACACACACACACACACACACACACACACACACACACACACACACACACACACACACACACUCACAUUUGAGGCAUACACACAUAAACACAGACUUUGCACAAACACGGACACUUGCACAUGCACACACACAACUAUUGCAGUUGUCAAAGGUCAUCUUGUCCAACUUCCUGGGGUUUUUGACAAAAAGGUGGGUGCUCCACUGGCCUCCAGGCUGCAGUAGAAGAACAGCAGUAGGGCUUCUCUUUGCUUGGUGUUUUGCAGAUGAAAGCAAUCGGGCCGGGUUGGGACAGGUCAGGUUGACUUGGCUCGGGACGAGCCAUCUCGUGGCACUUCCAGGAACUCGAUUGGUGGUGUUGCCGGCAUCCAGCUGCCAACAGUUGUUUCAAAGUCUUUUCAUCCCCCCGCCCCCACCUCCCUUUAUCUGUUGUUUUGGAAAGUAGCUGUGUAGAGGAAGACAGAAAUAUUUGUCUGUCUGGAAGCCCCCACUAAGACAACUUCAGGGACAAAGUCGAGUGGUUUUUUUUGUUUUGUUUUUUUGUUUCGUUUUUUUUUUUUAUGUGGUAAUCAUUUCAUUGCAGUUCCUGGCUGGUUUGCUGAAUUGGGUGUUUGUUUUGUUUUUUUGUUUUGGUCCUUCUUUUUGUUACUUUUAUACAGCAGAAUGUAAAUAUCAAGGCGAGAAUUUUAAAUGAGUCCUUUAACAUUGGCUAGGUUUUUAAUGUUGAUCAGUUUUUACAUAAUCAUGUCAUUGUGAGCUGCCGUGUUCUCUUCUUUGCUCAAAUGCACAUGUGUACGAAUCCUGACUUUUUUUCUCUCUCUCUCUUUUUUUUUUUUUUACCUCCGCCAAGGAGGUUAUGUUUUUGGUCGCGUUAAUUUUUCUGUCUGUCUGUCUGUCUGUCUGUCUGUCUGUCUGUCUGUCUGUCUGUCAGCGGGAUAACUCAAUUAGUUAUGAACGGAUUUGGAUGAAACUUUGUGGAGUUGUCGGAAUUGACAAAAGGAGCAAGUGAUUUUUAAAAAUCCUUGAUCCGGACCCACCAAAAUGUAAAGAUUCUUCACCAUUGUGAGAUAGGGCGAAUUUUGACAUUCCAGUUUCUAACUCCCCAAAAAGAAGGCAGAAAGACUUGGAAGAAAAUGGGGUGGAACACAGUCAAAUGUUCUAUCAAACAGCUUCCUUGGCGGAGGUCUGCACUCUCUGACUGCAUGUCUAGUUGAAAUAUGAAUUUGGCCAAGUGAAGCAGUUGCAUUGUUCUGAACUUGGUAUUCUUUUCUUUAUGUUUUGGGACCAAUUCCAAUCAGUUCUUGUUCCCGUUGAGGAGUUUUUACCUCAGAAGAAUACCCUACCUUUAUCUUGAUCAUGUCAUUCAGACGUAAUUGUGAUGGGGAACUAGUCUGGUUUUGAGGGAGGUGUUUUAAGAUUGCAGUGGUUAGCCUUGGCUUGCGUGAGCUCAUGGCCAUGGAUGGCGUCCUUUGUGAUUGGACAAUCUGAAACCCUUUGUCCUUUUGGCCGGGCUUGCACUCCAGCCUACAUUCAAUAAUAGACAGUGAGACUUUUGAAUGGAACCGAUGAACAGUUGAACAUCAUGUGUUGUUGUGAGUGCCUCCAAAAGAAGCAAAGUGCCCCUCCUGUGACUGGAGUGUGCAUCCUUCAGUGGCAGGUUGCACGUCUGAGGGGCUCCGAAUUGAAGGGAACUUCAUGGCACCAUCAUCUGUGGUGUGGCGUGGCGUGGUGUGACCACGUCUCCUCUGUGGAAUUAACAUUCUAACAUUCCAAUGCAUUACGAAAGAGAUUUUUUUGUUGGUUUUUUUGUUUUGUUUUUUUCACGUCUAACUUCUCCAGCCUUUUGCGGUUUCAAACUUUUAUUCAAACUUUUAUUCAUCUUUUCUGUAACUUAGUGCAAUAGAGGUGUGCGUUUCUUUCUGGCACAAUAAGGAUAGUCAAUUCUCUGUACUUGUCAUGACUCAUGAGGGCAAAAAAACUUCCUGAAUGCCAGUAGUAAUUUGAGUGUCGAAUGAGAUGAGAUUCUAUUUUCACGGCUUUGCAUGUUGUGGGGGACUCAUCAAGGUUUUUAAUCAGUUGACUGUCGCUUUUCGGUUCGUAUGUUCACAGCGUACUAUUUAAGACUGCAUGUGAUGAAGACCAAUGAAACUUUCUAGAGUAUAGUGGAAUAACAGUUAGUGGGGAAGGGAAAGCACUUGCUGUUAUGUUUGAGUCCUGUUCAAAGCGAGAAAAGCCAACUCUUUAAGACAAAUUAAGCAUUCCAUCGACCACAGUAACAGCCAUUUAUUUUUGCCAUUUUUGCUGCUUCGGUCUUUUCAAAGCGUAGUUGUGUGAGAUCUUUCCAUUGUGGGGAGGUAACGUGGUUGGGGGUAGACAGACAGACAGACACAGAGAUCAAGAUUAGCCUGACUUGCAAUGGCGUCAAACAGGUUCUGUUGAGAAGUAAAGCAGGUAUGUACGACUACCGGUCUGAGUGGCAUGUAUGCUUAACUUAUGUUUAUGCCUAUGCCAGAGAAUGCAACUUAUAACUGCUUUAUUCAAAUACACUGAAUCGAUGGUGACAGAGGUGGCUUGAAAUAGGCCCUUUGUGAGACCCUAAAGGCUUGUGUGUAACAGCACCACCUACAGGGCACACAAAGCAGUUCUGGACACAGUGUUUUGUACUGUAGUAGUUAACUGGUUCUCCAUGUUGAAUGUGGCACCUUCCCCCUGCUUUAUCUAAACACAUUUAACAGGCACUUUGAGUAACGUGCAUAAAGUCUGACCACCUUAGAAGGCAGCGUCAUGGACAGAGACCGGUUGAGACACCUUAGAAGGCAGCAUCAUGGACCUGUUGAGACACUUGUUAAAGGUGCUGUUGUUGAUUUAUUCUAAAUGACUGCUGUGUUGCUUAGACAUGGAGGUUUGUGCUGAGGGAUUUGGACGGAAUGACCUGUAAUCUUAAUACACAGACAUGGCGGUGUGGGUUUUCUCUUUUUUGACUCUAGUGGAGUCUGAACUAUUCAAAGUGCUUUCUGGUUAAUUGGCUGACUGUAGUGUGGACACGUUGUUUUGGCAUGGGGAUGGAGAGCGAGAGAGAAAGAAAACCGUUUCUAAUAUAUUUGUCAUACUCUUCCUCUUGUACUGUAUUUUGUGUGUCUUGUGGAGCAAUAAUUCUCCAGCAGCAUGAUGUUGAGAUUUCAGGCACUACCUUAUUCAUUCAAACUGCUGUACUGGUCAGUGCAGAGACCCAACUUAAUGCCUCUGUGAAAACCUGCUGCUGUGAAGGUCAUUGAAGCAACAGACCUUUUUGCAUGGUACCGGUGAUCAAACUAAGAAAGCAACCAAUUCUGUCAUUCUUGUUUUUUUAUUAUGGAAUGAAACCUAGACAAACCAAGACACAGACACACUGUGCAACUCCAUAUUGAUGUGCUACUUUUUUGUUGUCUGUAGUCCAACUGUGGAAACAUGGGCAAACUCAGGCCACAAGGGGGCACUGUUGUUAGCAUGGCCCUUUGAAAGCUUUGAUGUUUUUGAGAGGGACCAAGGGUGCGUGUGGCAUACGCAUCUGAAACCUGUGGGGUCUAACCACACGCGCUGUAUGCGUCACAUAAAUAGAUAUGUCAGCUGCAGAGCAGAGGUUGUGUUUUUUUCAUGACCGUGUUUCUGUCAUGGGCCUCAAAUAUAGAGGGAAGUAGAAGAAAAGGCAUAGUUUUUCUGUGCUUAAUUUAUUGGUCAGAAAUGUUACAGAGCACUCAACUGACACUGCGUUUAUUGUAGAAAUUGUAGAUGGUAAUCUAUGGAUUAAGAUGUAGGUUUGUAAUCAAUGGACUGUUUUGUCUUGAAAAGGGGGCUGGGUACCCUGUUUAAAAUGCUUCACUUUAGGACUGCUAUCAAACUAAUGAACUAUAAAUGACACAACUAUAUGUGGCGCAGAGCUUUUUCUGAAUUUAAGAGAGUGAAAAACUACUAUUUAAUAGCAGAAUUUAGACAACUAUAUCCAUGAAUGGUUCCAAGAUUUCAGCUGGCUGGGGAACAACAGGCUUUGUGAGAAUGGAGGUGAAAAAGAUAUGACUGUUAACCUUAUUGGGUCUCUAGGGAGUGAAGAUGGGUCGUUUCAGGAUGAGCAUUCCUCAUUACCUGUUCCACUAAUCUGAUGAACCAGCACCUUGUAAUAUACUGUACCGCAGAAAAAAAGUGAAAAGUUAGAGCCUAGAAUUUUUUUGACUGUACUUGCUUUAACACAAGGGCUUUGGCUGUGGUUCUAUUGAUGUGGCUGUCAAACCAAUCAGCAAAUACAAUGUGUGUGAGCAAUGGUGCUGACUUUGCGUGCUAUGUUUGAAUUGAAGUACUUUUGCAGUUAAUAGCCAGGCGAAUUGCCUAAUGGCUAGGGAGUCUCCUGGAAUAAGCAGGUUGCGCGUUCAAAUCCCAUGUCAUCCAUGGUGGAAGUGGCCUUGAACAAUUAAGGCCCCUAACCCAGGGAAUGUAACAAAUACCCCUGUCAUGAUUGUAUGUCACUUUUGAUAAAAGUGUCAGCUAAGUGUAGUGUAGUGUAAUGCAAACGUCCUGACCAGACUUUGCUGAAAUGAAGAGGCUCUGCAUUUACCCAAUCGCUACAGUCUACACAGGAAGAAAACAUUUCUCAAUACAGCACAGCCAGGCCCUCUGUACAGUGGGAAGUGUAGUAUAACUUGGUGUGAGACUACUUUUAUCAUUCUAUUCACACAUUUCCUCUUUUCCAACAUUGAGGCCAUGUUGUUGUUUGUACAGUUUAGGGAAGAUUAGAGUCUUGGGUGGAAUUCAAAGUCCAAGUGGCUUGUAGAAAAGGGAAGACAGCCAUGUUUUGUUUGUUUUUGCAUGAUGGCACCUAAAACAAAACCCAUAAGCACAAAAAUCGAACUGCUAAUAUCAUACAUCUUGCACGUGUAUACUGUAGAGUACUGUAUAGUGUUUUUAUAUACUGUAUCAGCAUCGCAUCGCAAUAAAGGGCACAAUUAGAUCAGACCUGGGCCAAGCAGAUAAAAUAGAAACCAGUCAAAUGAUGUGAUGUACAAAAAAAUGUGUUCCUUUUUAAAAGGUGGUUUUCAGUGUUGAGUGCGAUGAGAAAAGCAAUACAUCAUGUGUUUUUUUUUCCAGAUCUGUGUUGAAAAAAACGAUGCAUUACUUUGAUUCUGCCAUAUGACCUUAACAUCUAUAAUAGACUAUUGAAGAGCUUCCAAAUAAAUUAAAUUCCUCUUUGAAAUAUAUACUGCACCAGGCAUGUAAAAUCCAAGGAUUUUAGAGGGCAAAUCCUGACUCGGUUGACACUUUAUUUUUUUUCUUUUCUUUUGUUUCUUUUCUUUCAUUUUGAGCAGAGAAGAGAGUUGAUCGGUCAAUUAAUGUGUUGACAUUAGUGAAUUUAGGCAACAGUCAUUUUUUUGUGUAUAGUUUUUAAAAGAUUUUUCCGGGGUGUUCUGUGUGGAAUAGCGGUUGUACUCUGCUGUGUACAGUUACAUUUUUUUUUUUUUAAAUUACAAAAUUGUACUUGUUUCUAUUUUUUGUGUGACGGUUUAAGAAAAAAAGAACAAAAUUAUUUUAAAAAUGUAAAGGAAAUCUUAGUAUUUUUUUAGGGUUUUUUGUCUUAAGAUGGAGGCAGGAUUUUAUUCUUGAAAUAAAACCGUGGAUUGCUGAUGUA
Engraulis encrasicolus (European anchovy) is the source of this 10442-nucleotide messenger RNA. It is a transcript of the gene araf, whose product is annotated as A-Raf proto-oncogene, serine/threonine kinase. The transcript is spliced from 16 exons. Gene Ontology annotation, biological process: protein phosphorylation; Ras protein signal transduction. Gene Ontology annotation, cellular component: cytoplasm. Gene Ontology annotation, molecular function: ATP binding; protein kinase activity. The record is from RefSeq and is a predicted model, not a curated record. Bases 2649 to 4499 code for a protein of 616 amino acids. Lineage: Eukaryota; Metazoa; Chordata; Actinopteri; Clupeiformes; Engraulidae.